This is a messenger RNA of Megalops cyprinoides (Indo-Pacific tarpon), 1353 nucleotides long. RefSeq names its product transmembrane protein 244-like. The transcript is spliced from 6 exons. The record is from RefSeq and is a predicted model, not a curated record. Bases 16 to 474 code for a protein of 152 amino acids. NCBI's taxonomy places the organism in Eukaryota, Metazoa, Chordata, Actinopteri, Elopiformes, Megalopidae.
GAUGCGUCAGCUUAAAUGGCAUUCAAAGGGAAGGUUGCCGACACAAAGACAGUCCUCCUUCAUUUGGGACUUUGCUUGCUUAUUUUUUACACCCUGUACUACAUGAUCGGCAGCGUCUGUUUUGGCGCAUUCAGGCUAGACCAUUUUGAUGGACUUAUUCCUUUUGACUUCAAGACUGAGCCUACAGAAUCCAACUCUAAAUAUCUAGUGAACCUGCUGUCAAUGGAGCUCACCUACUUCUGCAGCGGUCUGCUCUUCGCAGCGGUGGUGAAGAGAUGGGUGUGGGACUAUGCCCUCACGGUCACCCUCUUCCACGUGUUACUCACGUCCACUGUGAUGCUGGAGUUCCCUUUGGUGUGGCAGUGGUGGUUGGCCUUGGGUAGCGGCUUGUUCCUCAUGAUCUGCAACGGUCAGCUGAUCGCUUACUUCGCCUGCCAGAAUGACCCAAGCUACCCCACGCUCCACAGCUACUGAUCCGCAUGGGAGAAACCCACAUGAUCGGAAAAAUCGCCUUCUCAUGUCCUCAGUAACACCCCAGCAAUGGCGGCACUGGUGAGGGACAAAGAGCAAGCUAAGGAGUACACAGAGAUGGCACCUCGGGUCAGUUACAACAGCUUCACAGUCCUGAUUAUCCAAAGUGAUGAAACAAAAUUAAUAAGGGAGAGGUGAUGGUCAAUGCCAGACAUGUAAGGCCCUUUUCUUUUCAAGUCACAAUGCACCAGCAGAGUCCACUGUUCAAGUCCCUAGAGUUCACUACCUUGCUAAUUCAGUUAUUUUUUGCAGCAGUGUGCAGUUGCAUAACAAUUACAACAUGCCACUGAUUUUUGUUGACUACAUCGUGCAGUACAUAGAAUACAUUAACAAACUAUUGCUAGCCAGUGAACACAGCUGUAGAAAAAAGGCACAGAACUAUGUAAAUUGGUCAAAUAUCUGUAUCUGUAGAUUCAGCAAUAUAUUCGUGAUUCGCACAAGGCUCUGUGUAUAUGCCAUCGUCUAAAUAUACUGACCUAUGAUGGAGGGUGGUAAUUGUUCAAACUUGAGCUGCAAUCAACUGCAUGUCCAGGAGCUUGGCUGAAAUCUGUCUGCCGGUACUCUGCUAUGAUCUGAUUACAGAAGCAGAGAAUGACAGGGGUCAAAAACUAAGCAAUGAAGGAAAUUCGAAUUAGUCUUGAGUGGACAUGUGUCCGCUGCAGUGAGGAACAGAGGAGCAGCCUGGGACAAAACCGCAGUGGAUGGGUUCCGGAACAGUGUUCAGGCCACAAAGACAAAAGCAGUGGUGUAGUGGUUAAGGAGUGAGCUUUGUCACCUAGUGGGUGUUGUGGGUUCAAAUCCAAGGUGGCGGGCUGCAGUGAA